Messenger RNA from Harpia harpyja (harpy eagle), 1257 nucleotides. It is a transcript of the gene STAC2, whose product is annotated as SH3 and cysteine rich domain 2. Lineage: Eukaryota; Metazoa; Chordata; Aves; Accipitriformes; Accipitridae. The coding region runs from base 55 to 1128 and encodes 357 amino acids. Gene Ontology annotation, biological process: positive regulation of protein localization to plasma membrane; positive regulation of voltage-gated calcium channel activity; skeletal muscle contraction. Gene Ontology annotation, molecular function: protein binding. The record is from RefSeq and is a predicted model, not a curated record. Gene Ontology annotation, cellular component: extrinsic component of cytoplasmic side of plasma membrane. The transcript has 11 exons.
CUGUCGCGACAGCGAGGGGUGGGCGGGGGGGGUGGGAAGGGGCGUGGCGGGCGCAUGACGGAGCUGCCCGGGGAGAACGAACCGGCGGGCCCCCCCGAGCCCCCCCUACCACCACCCGCCGGCCCCGGGACCGGGCACGGCAGCAAGAUGCAGCGGCUGAAGCGGUCCCUGUCCCUCCGGACGCUGCUGCGGAGCAAGAGCGUGGAGAGCCUCUUCCCGCGGCCGGGAGGGGGGGUGCAGGGCCCCGGGACCCCCCCGUCCCCCCCCCGGACACACGGCUUCCAGCAGUACGUCUUUAAGAAGCAUUGCCCCUGCGAGCUGUGCCGGCAGCUCAUCGCAGGCAACUCGCGGCAGGGCCUGCGGUGCAAAGCGUGCAAGGCCGGCGUGCACCUCUGGUGCUCCGAGGGGAUCUCGCACCAGCAGUGCCCCGGUAAGACGGCCACCUCUUUCCACCGCAAUUUCAGCUCACCCCUGCUGCUGCCGGAGCAGGGGGGCUCCGGGCAGGGUGAGCCCCCCCCAGACCCCGGCGCGAAGGUGGACCCGGUGUACGAGGCGCUGCGGUUCGGCACCUCCCUGGCACAUGGAACCGGCCCCACGGAGCUGCCCCCCGCUAUCCAGGGUGACAAGGCAGCAGCUGGGGAGGAGAGCGGGGACGCCCCGAGCAGCGGCGGGAGCCCAAGCAGUGGUGCAGCUGUCACCCCAGCAGAGAGGGACAGUGUGGAGGAGAAGAGCCCCAGGCAGCAGGCUGCCCGGGGGCCGGCGCGGCGGGACGGGGCACCCAUGUUCUCCUACGUGGCUCUCUACAAGUUCGUGCCCCAGGAGCACCAGGACCUGGCGCUGCAGCCCGGGGACAGGGUCACGCUGGUGGACGACUCCAACGAGGACUGGUGGAAGGGGAAGGUGGGCGACCGGCUGGGCUUCUUCCCGGCCAACUUCGUGCAGCGUGUCCGUCCCGGCGAGAGCGUCUGGAGGAGCUGCCGGGCCGUGCAGGGCGACAAGGAGCAGGGGCGCAUGAGCCUCAGGGAGAACCAGAUCUGUGUCGGCGUGGGCAGGACCCAGGGCCUCGUCCGGGUGACCAGCGGGAGGAAGCGGGGGCUGGUCCCUGCCGAGGCGCUGACCGAGAUCUGAGGGGCAGCAUCCAGCCCCCACCCCGGUGUCCCCGUUCCCCAUCCCGGCACCACGGCCUCCCCUGGAUCACCACACCUCAGGAAGCCCCGUCCGGGCGGUACUUGACACCCCCACCCCCCCCAUCCCCGA